AUGGAAUUCACGGAAGGAAACUACACAUUGGUGACUGAGUUUAUCUUAUUGGGGUUUCCAACACGCCCCGAGCUGCAGAUUAUUCUCUUCCUUGUAUUCCUGACACUCUACAGUAUGAUUUUAACAGGGAAUAUUGGACUGAUGCUGUUAAUUAGGUUCGAUCCCCGCCUUCAAACUCCCAUGUACUUUUUCCUUAGCAAUCUGUCUUUCGUCGACCUCUGCUACUCUUCGGUCAUCGUUCCCAAAAUGCUGAUGAAUUUCGUCUCCGAGAAGAAAUCUAUUUCCUAUUACGGCUGUGCCCUGCAGUUUUAUUUUUUCUGUACUUUUGCAGAUACCGAAUCGUUUAUCCUGGCUGCCAUGGCGUAUGACCGUUAUGCCGCCAUCUGUAACCCUUUACUGUACACGGCUGUGAUGUCUAGGGGUAUCUGUGUGGGGCUGAUUGUGCUGUCCUAUUUCGGAGGCAACAUGAGUUCCCUGGUUCACACAUCCUUUGCAUUCAUUCUGAAAUACUGUGAUAAAAAUGUCAUUAAUCACUUUUUCUGUGACCUCCCUCCCCUGCUCAAGCUCUCCUGCACAGACACCUCAGUGAAUGAGUGGCUUCUCUCCACGUACGGUAGCUCCGUGGAAGUGAUCUGUUUCAUCAUCAUCGUUGUCUCUUACUUUUUCAUACUUGGCUCCGUCUUAAAGAUCCGUUCUUCCAGCGGGAGGAAGAAAACCUUCUCGACCUGUGCCUCUCACCUGACGUCCGUCGCCAUUUAUCAGGGCACCCUUCUCUUCAUCUACUCCCGACCCAGCUCUCUGUACUCUCCCAACACGGAUAAAAUUGUCUCAGUGUUCUACACCAUCAUCAUCCCAGUGCUAAACCCCUUGAUUUAUAGUCUGAGGAACAAGGAUGUCAAAGAGGCUGCUAAGAAAGUCCUUAGGUCCAAGAUAGCUUCCUCAUGA
Erinaceus europaeus (western European hedgehog) is the source of this 945-nucleotide messenger RNA. Its product is annotated as olfactory receptor 5I1. The record is from RefSeq and is a predicted model, not a curated record. The transcript has a single exon. Gene Ontology annotation, molecular function: G protein-coupled receptor activity; odorant binding; olfactory receptor activity. Lineage: Eukaryota; Metazoa; Chordata; Mammalia; Eulipotyphla; Erinaceidae. Gene Ontology annotation, cellular component: membrane. Bases 1 to 945 code for a protein of 314 amino acids. Gene Ontology annotation, biological process: sensory perception of smell; G protein-coupled receptor signaling pathway.